This is a messenger RNA of Prunus armeniaca (apricot), 183 nucleotides long. NCBI's taxonomy places the organism in Eukaryota, Viridiplantae, Streptophyta, Magnoliopsida, Rosales, Rosaceae. The record is from the annotation of a GenBank genome assembly.
AUGUUGCAUGAAGAACUGAAUGAUCUAAUGGAGUCUAAAGGUGGUAAAAAGAAUUCUAGUAGUAGUAAAUCCUUAUUCUAUGAAGCACCUCUUGGAUACAGCAUCGAAGACAUCCGACCCAACGGUGGAAUCAAGAAGUUCAGAUCUGCUGCUUACUCCAACUGCGCUCGCAAACCAUCCUGA